CGACAACGAUUUAUCACUUUGACGGUUUUAGUCAAGCACGUGUUUCUCACUUCCGGUGAAAAAGAAAACACAUUUUCCUGAGAAAUGUCGUUUUUUAUCAAAAAUAAGGGAAAACAAUCCCAGACUAAGAAGAAACAAGGAGGGAAAAAAAGACCAGCUGAGGCACCCAAGAAAGGCGCACCACACCGGAAGAAGUUUCAUGGACUAAAUGAAGAAAUUGAGAGUGACUCUGAAGAAGAAGAUCAUGUGACAAAGUCACAUAACCAGGGAUAUUCCUCCUCAGAAUCUGAUAAUGAGACAGCCCAAGAGAAAAAAUUGAGACUUGCUAAACAGUACCUGAGACACAUAGAGGCUGAAGAGAGGGACAAUAAUAUAGAUGAUGAGGUAAACAGAGAUGCUGUAUCACAUAGGCUUAAACAAGAUCUGCUAGAACAGGCUGGAAAAUUACAAAAAAAGUUGGCUGAAAAUAUUGUACCCCCUUCACAAGAAGAUUUGAUAUUGUUUCGAGGUCACCAGCUGUCUGUAACAUGUGUAGUUAUCUCCCCUGAUUCUCAAUUUGUUUACAGUGGAUCAAAAGAUUGUUCAAUUAUCAAAUGGUCAUUGAAAGAGAAGAGAAAGGUACAUGUAAUUCACGGGGGACGUAAAGGUACAGAGAAGAAACAUGUGGGACAUACAGGACAUGUGCUGGCCAUGGCAUUAUCAUCUGAUGGAAAAUAUCUGGCUUCAGGGGAUGCUAACAAAUUGAUACACAUAUGGGAUGCUGGCCCCAUGACAUUGUUACAUACAUUUAAAGGACACAGGGAUGCUAUAUCUGGCCUUACUUUCAGAAAAGAAACCCAUCAGUUGUACAGUUGUUCUCAUGACAGGUCUGUUAAAAUCUGGAAUGUGGAUGAGAGAGCUUAUGUUGAAACAUUGUUUGGGCAUCAGGACAAAAUCACUGCAAUAUAUAGUUUAUCACGAGAACGGGCAGUAACGUCGGGUGGUCGCGACAGUAGUAUCAGAAUAUGGAAGAUUAUAGAAGAAUCACAACUUGUCUUCAAUGCUCAUUCUAUGUGUUCAGUGGAUUGUGUUGCUUUGAUAAAUGAAGCAAAUUUCAUCUCAGGGGCUGAUGAUAAUUCUUUGUCCCUGUGGGGAGCCAUGAAAAAGAAGCCAUUGUUUACACUGAAGAAUGCCCAUGGUUGCCAGGCGACAGAUGAGUCAAAGGUUGAAGGUCAAGAGGAGAACUGGAUUACAUCAGUGGCAGCACUUCACAAUUCAGAUGUUGUUGCUUCAGCAGGAUCCAAAGAUGGCAGUGUGAGGUUAUGGAAAUGUUCAGCUGAUUACAAAAAACUGGAGCCUAUCUGUGCUAUACCUAUUGUUGGGUUUGUAAACAGUUUACAGUUUUCCACUGAUGGACGGUACCUUAUUGCAGGUGUUGGACAAGAACACAGGCUAGGGAGAUGGUGGUCUAAUAAGAAAGCAAAGAAUUCUAUUCAUGUGAUACCACUUGCUACUGCUGUCAAAUGAUUGAAAUAAAAUUAUGUAUUGUAAAUGGUA
Molecule: messenger RNA, 1536 nt
Organism: Ruditapes philippinarum (Manila clam)
Lineage: Eukaryota; Metazoa; Mollusca; Bivalvia; Venerida; Veneridae
Product: U3 small nucleolar RNA-interacting protein 2-like
Exons: 14
Coding region: 85-1506 (473 amino acids)
Cellular component (GO): small-subunit processome
Molecular function (GO): snoRNA binding; protein binding
Source: RefSeq, a predicted model, not a curated record